This is a messenger RNA of Acanthochromis polyacanthus (spiny chromis), 852 nucleotides long. Its product is annotated as cytochrome c oxidase assembly factor 3 homolog, mitochondrial. Gene Ontology annotation, cellular component: mitochondrial inner membrane. The record is from RefSeq and is a predicted model, not a curated record. Bases 43 to 318 code for a protein of 91 amino acids. Gene Ontology annotation, biological process: mitochondrial respiratory chain complex IV assembly. Lineage: Eukaryota; Metazoa; Chordata; Actinopteri; Pomacentridae. The transcript has 2 exons.
CCGGGUCUUGUGACCUCCCAGCAGCUGGUUAUCUAAACAAACAUGGCGGAGAAAGGAGCAGAAGGAGCAGCUGAAGCUUCACUAACGGCGGCAGAGAAGCAGCUCCGCGGCCGCCGACAGGAGCUGGAUUACUGGAAGCAGAACGCAGCGAGGCUCCGCAGAAGGAACCGGCUGACCGGCCUGGCUAUCGGAGCGUUUGUGGUCGGCAUGUUUAGCUACACCAUCCUGUCGGUCAAACAGGAGAGAAUCCUGGACGAACUGGACGAUGAAGCAAAGAUCCACAUCAUACGAGGGCCUCGGACCGGCACCAACUCCUGAAUAUGAACUCGCCCAAACAUAGCACUCUGACUGAUGUGUGACGUCCAUACACUGCAUGGAGUUUCACGCAACUCAUACAAGGACAUUGUUGCUGUUUAUCGUUGUAUCUUUUCCAUUUGGAAACGCUUAAAACCUGUGAAAUGGCUGGUGUCUGAAUGCUUACAUUAAUUUAAACUUUCAUGAAUCAAGUGUAUUAUUUAGGUGUUGUGGACAAACAGCUGUGCCUAAUUACAAUUCUAUGAUUUCAGAUUCGAUGCCUAAUAAUUUCCCUGCUAUGGUAGGCUACUAAUUAGGAGGGAAAUUGGGAAAGCUUUCUCUUCAUAUCCUUCCAGUAAGUUGAUGUAAACGAAUCCAAAAGUUGUAAUGAAUAUGAGUUUUCUUCCAAUUACAGCCAAAUUCAUUUUUUGCACUAAAACAAUUGUUUUUAAAAAGAUGAAAAUCUCUGAGCAAGGAAACCACAAAAAAUGUUAAACAAUAAAAUACUGUAGCGUUGGAAAACUGCAAAAUAAAAGAAGGGAAAAUCGGGCGCUAUGA